GCGCGCAGGCGGGCGGCCUCCUUCCGGAGCGGCUCGGCGCCGUAGAUGCCGCCGCCCACGCCCAGCACUAUCACCGUCACCAGGCGCACCAGCCGCUCCCUCCCGCUCAUGGCUGCCGUUGCUGCCGCCCUCCUGCUGCGGCGCACGCGCGGGGACUGGUGCAGUUUCGGCUUCUGCGCUUGCGCCCUCCCUCGGAUGGCAGUCGCUAUGGAGGCGGCCGUGGAGGCGUCUGCCGGAAGGCCUCGCAGGCGGAAGCCGGUGCGGCGGCCGGAGGGGCGGGAGCGGCCGGUGGCUGGUGCCGCGUCCCCCCGAGGGCUCCUCGCGCUAAGCCUGGCGCUGCGGCUGGCCUGCUGCCUCUCGGUGCGGACCAGCUUCGUCCCGGACGAGUACUGGCAGUCGCUGGAGGUGGCGCACCGGGCGGCCUUCGGAUAUGGGAGCCUGACCUGGGAGUGGUCCGAGGGCCUGCGCAGCCCCCUCUACCCGCUGCUCUUCGCCGGCCUCUUCAAGGCGCUGCAGCUGCUGGCCAAGGACGAGGCGCUGCUGCUGAUUUGGCUCCCUAGGGUUUUCCAGGCAGUUCUGGCAGCAUUUGCAGACGUGAAGUUAUAUUCCUUGGCCAAGCGACUGGAUAACUUUGAGACGGCCCAAUGGGUGUACUUUUGCCAGUUGUGUUCUUGGUUCACGUGGUAUUGCUGUACCAGGACCCUCACCAACACCAUGGAAGCAGUUCUCACCAUCUUUGCUCUUUGCCACUAUCCCAUGGAAGGCACCAAAAUGGAGAGCAGCCGCUGCUACUUAGCCCUGGUUGCACUGGCAUGCAUCAUCCGCCCGACAGCUGCCAUUCCGUGGGCUCCGCUGCUGCUUUGGCACUUUGGAAAAGAGUCCAACAAGAGGCGGUUCCUCUGGGGUGCUUUCCUUCCAGUAGGACUAAUUGCUUUGGGAGGUUCGUUAGUAGUUGACAGGAUCUUUUUUGGCAAGUGGGUCGUGGUUCCCCUCAACUUUCUGAAAUUCAAUGUUCUGCAUGACCUGGCCGCCUUCUAUGGAUCCCACUCCUGGCACUGGUAUUUCACCCAGGGCUUGCCAGUGAUCCUUGGUCCCCACCUGCCUUUCUUCCUCCAUGGCUGUUUCAGUGCCCCAAGGAAACAUCGUGUGUUCUUGGUUGUUGUGCUUUGGACCGUGACAGUCUACAGUGUUCUUCGUCACAAAGAAUUCCGAUUUAUCUACUCCAUCCUGCCCAUCUGUAUGCUCUUCUGUGGGCAUUCUCUGGUUCAACUGAAGAGGUGGAGAAGGGCUGCUGUCUCCUUCUUGCUGAGCUCUAACCUGCUCCUUGCCCUCUACACUGGUUUGGUCCAUCAACGUGGCACUCUUGAUGUGAUGGUCUACCUCCGGGAGCUAUGCAGUCCUUUGACCCAAGGACAGACAUCCAUUCUCCUGCUAAUGCCCUGUCAUUCAACUCCUUUAUACAGCCAUAUUCACUGCCCACUGCAAAUGAGAUUUCUUCAGUGCCCUCCAAAUUUGAUGGGAAGAAGCAACUACCUGGAUGAGGCUGACUUAUUUUACUCUCACCCUCUCCCGUGGCUCAACAAAGAGUUUCCUAACACUACGCAACUACCCUCCCAUUUGGUCUUCUUCAAUGGACUUGAGCAGGAAAUAUCAUCAUUUCUGAUUUCAAACAGAUAUGUAAAAGCUGCCAGAUUCUUUCACACCCAUCUGCCUCAAGGACGAGUUGGAAGCCACAUUUAUGUGUUCAAAAAAAUAUUUUGAAGAUUGACAGAAAUUGUUUAAGGGCUGGGGGGGGCGGGGGGGGGGCUGGGGCUGGUGCAAGAGAAACAAGAAAGCAGCAACCCCUAACCUGAAGUCCGUGGCUAAGUAAGUCCGAAGAGUGGCUCUGGAGAGAUGGAAGGUGCCACUUUUUGUUUUUGCAAAGGUGGCCUGGUCAGACUAUAUGCAGCUAGGCAAACCUCUAAGAAGAGAGAGCUUGGAACCACUUUAUUUUGUUUUUUUUACAAUGUACAGAUGUGCAAGGAAAUUUAAAAGAAAGAUGAUCAGAACAAAUCCCAUCGUGAUCAGAGUAAUUAAACAGCUAUCAAGAUGUGCUUCUGGAGCAUGAGAUGAAAUCUGUACCAUAUCUUUUAGUAGAACCAAGUACCAACAUGUGCAAAAAAAAGCUUAUUUUACAACUUGUCUAAA
Molecule: messenger RNA, 2187 nt
Organism: Notechis scutatus (mainland tiger snake)
Lineage: Eukaryota; Metazoa; Chordata; Lepidosauria; Squamata; Elapidae
Source: RefSeq, a predicted model, not a curated record